Portunus trituberculatus (swimming crab) is the source of this 2694-nucleotide messenger RNA. RefSeq names its product prolyl 4-hydroxylase subunit alpha-2-like. Bases 649 to 2253 code for a protein of 534 amino acids. Gene Ontology annotation, cellular component: endoplasmic reticulum. The record is from RefSeq and is a predicted model, not a curated record. The transcript has 11 exons. Lineage: Eukaryota; Metazoa; Arthropoda; Malacostraca; Decapoda; Portunidae. Gene Ontology annotation, biological process: peptidyl-proline hydroxylation to 4-hydroxy-L-proline. Gene Ontology annotation, molecular function: iron ion binding; procollagen-proline 4-dioxygenase activity; protein binding.
CUUGUCUGUAAGUAGUGAUUGGUGAUUCUACAUAUAAUUACCGGAAACUAUUGAUGUUAACAUCAAAUAUACUAAAUGCUCAUUAAUUAUUUUUUAGUAUUUACACUUAUGGGCGUGGAUCCGGAUCGGUACAUGGAACCAAUGGGAAUAUGUGUUCGCUUUCCACAUGAUUGGAAAAAAAAAUGUCAUGAAAGCAAGAAUAUAAUAGCCUGCGUGUAUUCAGGGUAAAGAAUUCGUCUUCGUGGAAGUUGUUUAAGGAAGAGUCCGUUAGGUCGCAGUCCAGUGACCACCGCGGCAGUGAUGGAGUCACGCCGCGUGUGAAGUCACCGUCCCGAGGCGUAGGAAGUGCUGCCGUGCCGUGAGCAGACACAAACAGUUCUCUGGUGUUGAACAAGAGAACUGCAGCAUUUCAGUGUAGUUUAAUAAUCAUCUUGUGCAGCUUGCUGUUGUACGACUUCUCCAAUUUCUGUGAAUAUUUAUUUUGCUUGACAGCAUUGUGUCUCUGAGGGAAAGCUGAAGAGGUCAUUAUAUACCUUCCUGAAGUGACGACAGUUACAACAGUGUGCUAAGGGAUCCCCAAGGUGACCGAAGCGUCAGAUCCCGAAGGUGGUGCUCAGCGGCACACGUUAGGCACUGUGAUUGUGGCCGAUGGCUGCCGUAUUGGUGGUAAGCUGCCUUAUAGGCGUGGCGUCUGGCGGCCACGCCCAACACGCCUCUUGGACUCAGCUUGAAGAGCUCUGGCAUGCGGAAUAUAAAGCUGUAGAGCACAUAAAAGCAGUCAUGCAACCUGUUGCUGAACUUGGCGACGUGUUAAAGACGUAUGUUGAAUCGUGGGAGGCGCUUGUUGAUGGGUUGGAGCCGCAUGACUGGGGAUCCGAGGAUCCGGCUGCUGGAUUCUCUCUUUUACGCCACGUGGCCGAGGGUUGGACGCGGGUAGACGACGCCCUGCAGAGGAUCAAAAGCAUCUUGCAUAACAUAGAAUUCCUGGCAUCGCGGCCCGACAGGGAGCCGCUUCCCAACACUGAUGACGUGGCAGCAGCAUCAGAGGCCGUGGCCCGCCUGGCCCACGUGUACCGGCUCAACACCACUGCUCUGGGUGAAGGCGGCCUUCUCGUGCUGGACCCUAUGGCAGGCUAUCACCAUCCUCUCUCAGCAAAUGAGCUGAUGUCCAUCGGUUUAGUGGCCGUGAAGAAAGGUUUCUUGGACGUGGGUGUACAGUUCCUGAGGGCAGCGAAGUCACGAGCCUCUAUCGUCCAGCUGCCCCGUCUGGAAAACAUGCUGACUGCUGCUGUUAAAGUGCAUGACCACGUGCUGGAAGUGAAUGGUCCUCGCUCCCUCGUCCACGUCACGGCCACUGCACCUUACGGGAGUCUGGGGGAGACGAGCCAUACCGAAGGAGUGAAGGCAUCCGUGGUGCUUGGCGUAGACUACUUGAAGAGACACACCAAUGCCACCUGGAUGCUGGAGAGGCGGCCGCUGGUGGAGCAGGUGCAAGUGGAACGACUGUGUAGGGGUGAGGACCUCAGGCCUCCUCAUGUGACGUCGCGGCUGAGGUGUCGAUACGCAACUGGCGGAAGUCCGUGGCUGGCACUGGCCCCCUUCAAGGUGGAGCAGGUGUCCCUUGACCCGUACAUCACUGUGGUGUAUGAACUAGUGAGUCGAGGUGAAGCAGACCAGCUCAAAAAGAGAGUCAAGAGUCACUUACACAUUCCCUACACCCCUUCUGGUAGCGACUCCCUCACCCCCGCCGUCGAGGGAAGCUGGUCACUGAAACACACUUGGCUGCAGGAGGCUGAGACGGCUGUUUUGAUGGACGUUGGGCGGCGUAUGAGACACCUUCUUGGAGUCACCCUCGACAAUACAGCCUCAGAGCCUUACAUGGUGGCAGACUACGGACUAGGGGGUGAGUACAGCGCUCACCGUGACACCCACGGCCCCACCAGGACACCCCCACACACUCAUAUCGGCGAGAGGUUGGCCACAGUCCUCACUUACCUGCAAGCGCCCACCCAAGGUGGACGCACGGUGUUUCCGUGGGUGGGUGCUGGAGUUGGUGGGACGGCAGGAGCCGCGAUGGUGUGGUGGAACCUUCUGUCCUCCCACGAACACGACUUCCUCACCCGCCACGCCGCUUGUCCCGUCAUGCGCGGCCGCAAGACAGUGGUGACGAAGUGGGUGGGUUAUGUGCCCCAGUGGAGAAAGAUGUCCUGCUCCGCUGAUCCCUCGAGGAAGGUGAUGUUGCCCUGGCACUGAAGACUCAUGCUGGGUCAAGGUCAAUCUUCCGAGGUGAGCAGCAAAGUUGUUCAAAUGUAGCUCCAGCAUUUACUUUUAUUUGUUUUCAUACCUAAAUGUUCUGUAAGCUGUUGACUAAAGCAAUUCUUUAUUACAUAUGUGAGGAGGAGAGGACUGACCAAAGAUUUUAUAUACUUGAAAUUAUAUUCAAAUUGUGAUAUAUGGUGGGUGAGGUUGAUCUACUAUGUGUGUGUGUAUGGGGGGGGGGAGGACGUGAAUUUGGUGUCACUUGCUAUAAAAACUUUUGUGUACAUAGUGUUGAUAUUGAUGCACUUGAUAAUGAUACGCAGUGAAUGUAGAUUUCUCGAGCAAUGUACUGUGUUCGUUAAUAUUACGACGUUUUCUUGUUGAAGUAUAAGGUAAUAGAAGUAAGUUGAACAGAGUAAUGAAACCAAACCUUGA